Malus domestica (apple) is the source of this 3459-nucleotide messenger RNA. RefSeq lists its product as uncharacterized. Gene Ontology annotation, molecular function: protein binding. NCBI's taxonomy places the organism in Eukaryota, Viridiplantae, Streptophyta, Magnoliopsida, Rosales, Rosaceae. The record is from RefSeq and is a predicted model, not a curated record.
AGCUAAGACCAGCGCUGGUCGCAGAGUCAAGCUCGAUCUCUUCGCGGAACCCUCUGGAGAUUUGGGUGGCUCUGCUGGACACGAUGAACAUGGAGACGAAACUAAAUCCAAAGGCCAUGCUGGGUUACCCAAUUCACCAUCUUCUUCAGGUGGGUUCCGUCAGUUUUCUUCAAAAAGGACUUUGUAGAGAGGACAUGUGCUCAACAUAAUGUAGAUCGGUGGAAUUUGGAUACUAUAUGUGCAAGACAUGUUAUGUUAUUCGCCCCCCGAGAUUUUGUUUUCAGACUGUAGGGUGGCUGUUGUCAUGUUAAGAACAUUUGUUGUCAAACCAUCUCGGACCCUGCCACAGUGAAAUUAUGAGUCAUUCCCAUUCAUUAUGCCCUUUCUGGCAGCUGCAAAGCAUUUUGGAGAGUUCGGCUGGGAAUUUUUUCUAUCGGUUCGUAUAUCCUGGCUUUAUUUUACAUUGUACUUGCUGACGUUUUUCUUCCUUGUGUAACAGGUGGCUGCAAUGAAGAGAUCCUAAUCUUCUAAUUUCAAAUUUACAUAUUGCAUUCUUAGACAACUUUUUCCUCCUCAAUCUUAGUUGCUCUUACUUCCGUUCUACAUUAGUACUCCAGCUGUUUGUUUGUUUGGGUGCUGAUAAGUUGGUGAUUACUAAGUCAGAAACCACAAAAUCCGCUGCUAUUACUUGGGCAAUAUAGUGAUGACGAGUUGGAUGAUGAUUCAAAUCAUAGCAAUGCUUCUGUAGAAAAUUCUUCGCCUGACAAAAAUGAUGAGGUUAAGAGUUCGCUUGGUGAAUCUCAUCAGCAUUUGGAUUCUGAUGCUAGUGAAGACCUUGCUUCUCAGAAGGUUGAGAAACAGGGAGGUAGUACAAAUUCUGCCCAGCAAGAUUGUGACAAGAACAUGGAGGACAGUGAUAAAAGAGAAAAUGAUGAUAUCAUCUCUAGUGAUUUACUUACAGAAUCUGAUUUGAUUGAACAAAUCUCUGUUCCUGAAACCUCUAGUGUACAAGUCAUUGGAGAUGUUAGUUCAGGUUGGAAGAUUGUAAUGCAUGAAGAGAGUAAUAGCUAUUAUUACUGGAAUACUGAAACUGGCGAAACUUCAUGGGAAGUCCCUGAUGUUUUAGCCCAGGAAACAAAGUUCGGUGACCAGGAAACGCCUACUACUGCCGGAACAACAGAUAAUGUUCCUGUUGGUACAGAAGGGGCUAACGCUUCUGAUGUGAAGUUAGAUGGUUUCUCUAAUUCUGUCACAGUUGAAGGGGACGCCAAUAUAAUCCAUCAUGGAAUAGAAUCGCAUGGGCAUGGGUCCCAAAUGGACAAAUGGAAUCUAGAAUUCAAUGAAGGAGCCACUCACGAUACAAUGGCUAAUGAAGAUUCUGAAUCAGCGAUUGAUCUCUCCUCUGGUCUCAUCAAACAUUGUGAGGUGUUGUUAGAAAGAUUGAAGUCACUACAAGGGUCGAAGGACCCACUGCCAGGUCUCACAUGGAUCUCAAAGUACACUAUGGAAGUUGAGAUAAGGCUAUUUGAUAUUAAGUCUCUUUUAUCUCAUGGUCCAUCUCUGCUUCCAUUUUGGAUGCACUCUGAAAGACAACUUAAACAACUAGAGAGUGCUAUUAAAGAUGAAACGUCCAAGAUUGUUAAAUCUCUACGGUCAAAUCAAGUUGAGACAACAUCUCCAUCUUUCUGCCAGGGAGAAAACAAUUUUCAGGAAAGCAUGGGGUAUCAAACUGAAGUAGAUCAAGUUGGAACUCUGAACGAUCGUCAUUUUGCUCCUAUUGUUGAUACAUCAGCGAUGGUUUCUAAAGAUCAAGAUGUUAACAGUUCUGGUGCAAAUUCUGAGCAUGUGUCUGCAUCUGUCUCUCCUCCUAGACAUACGAAUAGUAGCGAAAGUGAACAAGUCAAUGGGGUGGUAGUUCCCGAUGACUCGACUACCAAAAAUGAGAUUUGUUUUGGGGAAGAGGUUGAUAUGGAUGUAGACAUGGAAGUUGAAGAGUCAAACUCUGCAGGAGAUACAACUAUAGAAUAUGCAUUGAAUUCCAAGGAGUUUGCUCCACCAGAGCAGCCAAUUCAUCCUAGUCCACCUUCUAUAUACACAUCUUUAGUGUCAGAGGAUACGUUCACUGUUCCACCUCCCCCUGAUGAGGAAUGGAUUCCCCCACCACCACCAGAUAAUGAACAAAUUCCUCCGCCCCCACCUGAUGAGCCACCACCUGAGCCCCCAUAUCCUCCUCAUCCAUCUUACCAUGAAACAGCUCAACCUCCUUAUGUAGAGCAAUAUAAUUAUUCCUAUCCAGCUUCCAGUUUUGGGUAUUAUGGACAUACCGUCACUGAAGCUUCUAACACUAAUUUUUUUGGACAUCCUGAAGGAUCGCAAGUAGUUAUACCCCCGGCACCACUUUACUAUGGUGCAGUUCCUAGCACCUACAUGGAUACUGCUCAGGUUGCGGUUAACCCUGUUGAGUCUGUCACAUAUUAUGGGCUUCAAGAUGGCAUAGUACCUGCUGCUCCUGUAGUCGGUAGUGUAGAGCCGUUGCAGUUUCACAGCAAGUCUGCUCCUCUAAGCUAUGGAAACCUGGCAUCUGAUCAGACUGGAUCCAUCAACUCCCAUUCAGGAGCAGGCAGUAGCGCUUCAAAUGUGAAUAUUAAGUGUUUUUCUGUUGAUAGUGGGAAUGGUGGGGGAUGUAUCAAGGUUUCUUCUACCACAUCCACAAUUCAAGCACCUGCAACUGUUUCUGUGCCAUCAACUAAUUCAGUCCCUACCGCUGCAUCUAUUACUGCUACAUCAGUGGCUACCAAGGUUCAAUCUAAAGUUCCAAGGACGAAAAAGCGGACAAUUGCAGCUGCUUCCUCCUUGAGGUCUAAUAAGAAAGUGUCUAGUUUAGUAGACAAGUGGAAAGCAGCAAAAGAGGAGUUGCUUGAAGACGAGGAGGAACCUGAAAAUGCAUAUGAGUUGUUAGAGUGGAAGCGACAAAGGGGAAUAGAGGAAUGGUAUGCACAACAAAUUACCAGCGGAGAGGCCAAAGAUAACGCUAAUUUUCAGCGUCUGGGUGGCGACUGGCGUGAGAAAGUGAAGCGAAGAAAAGCUCAAUUAGCCCGGGAAGCUGCAAAAACUGCAGCAGCAUCUGCAUCUGAGGCUCCUACUGAUGGGAACAAGCACCCUGAUCUGACCGAACAAUCAAACGGUCUCCCACCCGGAUGGCAGGCCUACUGGGACGAAUCUUCAAAGCAGGUUUACUACGGAAAUACCGUGACCUCGGAAACUACAUGGACGAAACCAACAAAAUGAGUCUUCAAAUUUUUGAGAGAUUUUUAAAUAGAUAGGAUUAAUUACAGUGAUUUGUUAUUGCUUUUUGUAAUCUAGGGGUUGGAUUAGGAAUACAUUCUGCUAUACAAUAACAAAUUUUUGCCAAUUUAUUGUUUGGGAAGGAAAUAAGACUUCCACAAACGGGUUGUAUUA